Molecule: messenger RNA, 697 nt
Organism: Morone saxatilis (striped sea-bass)
Lineage: Eukaryota; Metazoa; Chordata; Actinopteri; Moronidae
Product: BTB/POZ domain-containing protein KCTD9-like
Biological process (GO): protein homooligomerization
Source: RefSeq, a predicted model, not a curated record
GAGCCAACCUGAAGGGCGUGGACAUGGAGGGAAGUCAGAUGACAGGCAUCAACCUGAGGGUCGCCACGCUGAAGAACGCCAAACUGAAGAACUGCAACCUGAGAGGAGCAACGCUGGCUGGGACGGACCUGGAGAACUGUGACCUGUCAGGAUGUGACCUCCAGGAGGCGAACCUGAGGGGCUCCAACGUGAAGGGGGCCAUCUUUGAGGAGAUGCUGACUCCUCUGCACAUGUCUCAGAGUGUGCGGUAAAACGCCUCCGUCCUCCACAGAGUGCUUUAAACCACAACGCACGCUCCCAGUGGACUCGACUGAAGACACAUUGGUGUUUCAUGAUCAAAGUAAACGAUAGCUUUCUACUGGUGUUGACAUGAUGCAUUUGUGAACAUCAUAAUUUACUCGAAAAUCGUCACACACAUAUUUGUAAAUCUUAAAUGACCUUAAUUACCAAAAAUAAUUAAAUCAGCCCAAAAUAGUUCAUUUGAUCCCGGACGAGCCUCCAAUUCAUCACAGCCCCACUCAGGUUGGACGAAAAAAGGGAGAACACACAUCCGUUAUAACUAAAAAUAAGCUAAAUACAACAAAAACAAACAAUAUAUAUUUAUAUAUAUAUGUAUAUAUAGACUGCCACCGGACCAGGUGAGCUGAAUCUCACUAAUGAACUGACUCUGCCCCCCCACCUCCUGGAGAGAGGGGCC